This is a messenger RNA of Neoarthrinium moseri, 816 nucleotides long. RefSeq lists its product as uncharacterized. The coding region runs from base 1 to 816 and encodes 271 amino acids. The record is from RefSeq and is a predicted model, not a curated record. NCBI's taxonomy places the organism in Eukaryota, Fungi, Ascomycota, Sordariomycetes, Amphisphaeriales, Apiosporaceae. Gene Ontology annotation, cellular component: mitotic spindle; DASH complex. The transcript has a single exon. Gene Ontology annotation, biological process: mitotic cell cycle.
AUGGCCGAUCUCUUCGAUCCGGACGAGUCGUCCCUGCUGGACUCCCCAGACCGGAAACAGACGACCACCACCAAUACCAACACCAACACCAGCACGACUCCCCCCGAACGGCCCAAGACCCCCAAGACCCCGACGGGCCCGCCGCCCACCGGCGACCCCUUCGCCAGCGCCGGCCCGCCCAGCGAGGAGGCGCGCGAGGCGGCCCUGCAGCGCGAGCUGGCGGGCGUGCGCUCCAUCAACGAGCUGCUCGAGGGCGUGCUGGGCACGCUGGAGCGCGCGCGCGGCAACAUGGACACGGUCUCGCAGACGGUCGGCACGGCGUCGGCCCUGCUGGGCACCUGGACCCGCAUCCUGGGCCAGACGGAGCACAACCAGCGCCUGCUGCUGGACCCGACCUGGAAGGGCGCCACCGACGACCUCGCGCAGGUCGAGGGCGAGGCCCUGCGCCGCCAGGCCGAGGCCGAGCGCCGCGCCGCCGAGGAGGAGAGGCGGAGGGCCGAGGCGCAGCGGCGGCGUGAGGAGGAGGCCCGCGCCCGUGAGGCCGGGGCCAACACCGCCGUCAACCGGAGGGGCAGCGUCAGGGGGACCCGGGGGACCAGGGCGUCGAGUAGUGGUGUCAGGGGCGUCCGGGGCACCAGGACGGGGACCGGGAGUAUGGCGAGGGCGGGCAGCGCUGCCGGUCGAGGUGCGGCCGCGGCAGCAUCGUCUGGCGCUGACCGGAGCUCGUCCAGCAUUGCCAGCGCUAGGAGCGCGUCGGGCAUUGGGAGGGGCUUUGGAAGCACGAGAGGACGGGCCAGAGGCACGAGGGGGACAUGA